Molecule: messenger RNA, 321 nt
Organism: Miscanthus lutarioriparius
Lineage: Eukaryota; Viridiplantae; Streptophyta; Magnoliopsida; Poales; Poaceae
Source: the annotation of a GenBank genome assembly
AUGGAGCACUACGAAUCAAAGAUGCAGCAGCCUGUGUCAUCACCAGGGGUUCAGAAAAACGAGCCCUGCGAUGCUUUGGACAGCAUAACGACCAAUGGACUGGGCCUUGUGAACCCUGAGAAAGUAUUCAGUUUCUACAAUGAACUCCACUCGUAUCUUGCAUCUGCUGGGAUCGAUGGGGUCAAGGUAGACGUGCAGAACAUCCUUGAGACGCUGGGUGCUGGCCAUGGGGGAAGGGUACUGCUAGCUAGAAAGUACCAGCAGGCUCUAGAAGCUUCCGUCGCUAGGAACUUCCCUGACAAUGGCAUCAUAUAUGCAUGA